AUGGCACAAAGUGGAGAAAAAAUAGUUUUAAAUAUUGGUGGAAUAAGGUACGAGACGAAACGUUCAACUCUAACAGCCUAUCCAGACACUUUCCUCGGUUCAAUGUUUCUUGAGCGUAAUGCAGCGCUACUUCAUCCAACAAAGGAAGGUGAAUACUUUAUCGAUCGAGACGGUACCGCCUUCAAAUACAUAAUGCAAUUCUACCGAGACGGCAAGAUCUCAUGGCGAGAUUUCUGCGAUCGCGAUCAUAACAUGCAUAUACCACAAAUCUCCCGCCGCGAACUCGAAAAAGAGUUAGAUUUUUACUGCAUCCCAAAAUCAGUGCUCAACGUCCCACCGAGCGUCGUAAUCUCUGAACAAGUCGAUGAAUUCAUCGCGAUACUUAAAGACGUGAUUUACGAUUUGAUCCGCCACAUGCGUAACGAAUGGACUUUGGAAUUUUUCAAAAAUGUGAAUGGGAGUUCGACGACGCAUAACAAUAUGAAGACACAUAGUUUGAGUACAGUGAGGAGACAUGCAGAGUUUUUUGAUUUGGCAGGGUACGAGAUCUUCGAUAUGUUCGGUGAAGAGAUUCGACGGCAUCUCGAGAAAGAGAUUCCAAAUUUGUGUUGUACUAUUACCAAAGAGGAUUUUAUGCAUCUACCGAAAUAUCGGUUCCACAUUACUAUUAAUAAUAAGCACAGUAGGGCGACUAUUCUUGCGGAGACAUGUCUUGCAGAAUAUUUUUGA
Ambispora leptoticha is the source of this 729-nucleotide messenger RNA. NCBI's taxonomy places the organism in Eukaryota, Fungi, Glomeromycota, Glomeromycetes, Archaeosporales, Ambisporaceae. The record is from the annotation of a GenBank genome assembly.